Molecule: messenger RNA, 7241 nt
Organism: Aquila chrysaetos chrysaetos
Lineage: Eukaryota; Metazoa; Chordata; Aves; Accipitriformes; Accipitridae
Gene: FOXP4
Product: forkhead box P4
Exons: 17
Coding region: 204-2216 (670 amino acids)
Biological process (GO): regulation of transcription by RNA polymerase II
Cellular component (GO): nucleus
Molecular function (GO): RNA polymerase II cis-regulatory region sequence-specific DNA binding; DNA-binding transcription repressor activity, RNA polymerase II-specific
Source: RefSeq, a predicted model, not a curated record
CCGAGGAGCGGCCCAGCGGGUGCGAUCGCCUCCUUUGAGAUAAAUAAGUAAGUCAGCCCCAAGUUUUGAAAUUGGUGGGAGAAGCAACCGCCGCCGUCCCCGUCAACCUGCAGCCAGACCGGCCAUCGCUCCAGCAGCGCCCUGGGAAAUCCUUCGCGGUGUCUAAAAUAAUAACCCAAACUGCAAGGUCCUGCUAGCAAGUCAUGAUGGUUGAAUCUGCCUCGGAGACGAUACGGUCCACUCCCUCCAGCCAAAACGGGGUCAGCAGCCUCAGCAACCAGCCCGAUGGCGGCGGGGGCGGCGCAGGCGGCGGCGGAGGGGGCGGCGGGCGCGAAGGAGCCGCGAGCGGCGAGACCAACGGCGAGAUGAGCCCCGUGGAGCUCCUGCACUUCCAGCAGCAGCAGGCUCUCCAGGUGGCACGCCAGUUCCUGCUGCAGCAGGCCACGGGGCUGAGCUCCCCCAGCAGCAAUGAGGGCAAGCAGCCGGCGGUGCAGGUCCCGGUGUCCGUGGCCAUGAUGUCCCCGCAGAUGAUCACACCGCAGCAAAUGCAGCAGAUCCUCUCGCCGCCCCAGCUCCAGGCCCUCCUGCAGCAGCAGCAGGCGAUAAUGCUGCAACAGUUGCAGGAAUAUUACAAGAAGCAACAGGAGCAGCUUCACCUGCAGCUAUUGACACAGCAGCAAGCCGGAAAGCAGCAACCCAAAGAGCCGUUAGGGAACAAGCAGCUGGCCUUCCAGCAGCAGCUCCUGCAGAUGCAGCAGCUCCAGCAGCAGCACCUGUUAAACCUGCAGCGCCAGGGGCUGGUGAGCCUCCCGCCGGGACAGGGCACCGUGCCCCUGCAGACCCUGCCCCAAGCUGUGUGUCCCUCGGACCUCCAGCAGCUCUGGAAGGAGGUCACGGCCACCCAGCCCGUCGAGGACAGCAUUAAGCAAGAAGGUCUCGACCUCACCACCAACACCUCCAACUCUACCUCGUUUUCGGCCGCCAAGGUCUCGCCUCCCAUUUCCCAUCACCCUCUGCCCAAUGGACAGAGCACCAUGCACACGCCGAGAAGGGACAGCUCUUCCCACGAAGAGACCCCCGGCUCCCACCCGCUCUACGGCCACGGAGAGUGCAAGUGGCCCGGCUGCGAAACCCUCUGUGAGGACUUGGGACAGUUUGUCAAACACCUCAAUACAGAACAUGCACUUGAUGACCGAAGCACGGCCCAGUGUCGAGUCCAGAUGCAAGUGGUACAGCAGCUGGAAAUACAGCUGGCAAAGGAGAGCGAGCGUCUCCAAGCAAUGAUGGCCCAUCUUCACAUGAGACCUUCAGAGCCAAAGCCUUUCAGCCAACCUCUGAACCUGGUCUCCAGUGCCACCCUCUCCAAGAGCACUUCGGACACGUUCCCCGACGGCUUACCUCAUCCCCCCACCUCCGCCACGGCGCCCAUCACCCCCCUGCGGCAGGGCCCCUCUGUCAUCAGCUCUUCCACUUUACACAACGUGGGGCCCAUCCGCAGGAGAAACUCGGAGAAGUUCUGCACCCCAAUAUCUUCAGAACUUGCACAGAAUCACGAGUUUUACAAAAACGCAGACGUCCGGCCGCCCUUCACGUACGCCUCGCUCAUCCGGCAGGCCAUCCUGGAGACCCCCGACAGGCAGCUAACGUUGAACGAAAUCUAUAACUGGUUCACGCGGAUGUUUGCCUAUUUCCGGAGGAACACGGCCACCUGGAAGAACGCCGUCCGCCACAACCUGAGCCUGCACAAGUGCUUCGUGCGCGUGGAGAACGUCAAGGGAGCUGUCUGGACCGUCGACGAGCACGAGUACCAAAAGCGAAGGCCACCAAAGAUGACAGGGAGUCCGACUUUAGUCAAAAACAUGAUUUCAGGACUCGGUUACGGAGCACUUAAUGCAAGUUACCAGGCUGCGCUGGCAGAGAGCAGCUUCCCGCUGCUGAACAGCCCCACCAUGAUCAACACCAGCUCCGCCAGCGGCAUGCUGCACGUGGGCCACGACGACGUGAGCAGCACCGUGGAGCAGGUCAACAGCAACGGCAGCAACAGCCCGCGCCUCUCCCCGCAGCAGUACAGCCAUCCAGUGCACGUGAAGGAGGAACCAGCUGAGGCAGAGGACGACAGCAGACCCGUCUCACUGAUGGCCACCACCAACCAGAAUGUGACGAUUCCCGACGACAGGGACCUGGAGGAGGAGCUGCCGGUGGAAGACUUGUCCUAAGGACCCCUUCCUCCUCCCCACCGAGGGGCAAACCCUUCCCACCCUCCCGGCCGGAGACCAAGCAACGGCUCCCACCUCCCCAAGGUGACCUUCGGCGUUAACCUGUUUCUCAAAGGCACUUCCACAAAGCAAAAGGGUUUCCUUGGUGCAACAACCUGUUGCUGACGGCGCGUCCCUCACGCUCCCCACUGCCCCGCGCUGCAGCCCCGGUGACUGACCGACCCCUGCCGCGGGGGACAUCCCGCGACACGAGAAGCAAAAACCCAAGAGCUGGACUUUUUCUCCCCUCCUCCCUUGGUUAGUGACUGGUGAACGAGGAUGGUAGGUUGUUUCUGUCCGAAAUGGUCCCUCCUUCCUUCCCCGUGCACGGUGGGCACAGGGAAGGCACCUCUGUCCCCUCUUCCCCUGCGGUGCUCUGCCGUCCGGCGAUGCUCGAGCCUCCGCCAACGACCGCCCCGGGCAGGGAAGGCGAUGGCAGGAACCCGCUGUCGUCUCUCCGUCCCCCGGUGGGUUUUGCACUAGGAGGGACCGUGGACCUUGCCCACGUGCUGCCUCCACCCGGCUUCGGGGGAAGAAACAGCAGAAACGGGGGGCGAGUCCUCUGCCAUGGUUUGGAUGUCGGGCUCGCACCGUUCUCUCGCGGCUGGGGAAGGACGAGGACCGGCGCGUCGGUGGGACCGUGUCCCCUUCGCCUCGUCACCUCCGGCAGGCUGCUAAACGAGCAGAGCAGCCGGCCCCGGGUCGGCCGCCCUCCCCGAGCCCCCCCCCCAGUCCCUGCUGGUGGGGGGGCUGGUGGCACCCAGCAGCGAUGACCGCCACCAGCGCCGGGCAGCGAGGACACGGCUCCCUGCUUCCCUCUCAACGUCGGCUGCAGCGGGUGACACCCUCCCAGCCCGUGCAGGGAUGGCCACUGGCCCGGCUUCGACUUCAGGGAAAGGCUCCCGCUCCCCCGCGCGCCCGGUUCCUCCUCCGAAGCCGGGACGGGGUCUCUGAGGACGGGUAAUGGCGCGGGGAAGGCAGCAUCCAGCACCGCCGAGCCUUCUCCUGGGGGGCACCCGCAGAGGAGCUGGCGUGGGCAGAGCCCGGCAGUGAGACGCUGCUCGGCCAUCCUGCUGGUAGCAAAGCCGACCCCGGUGAAACCCCGUGGCGGCUGAACCUGGCCGUGGCCAGCGAGCUGAGCCUGCUGCCGCUGGGGCUCCCGCUUUCAUCUUUUCUUUUAAUUAUCCUUUUGUGUGCGUGUGCGUCCAGAUGGGAAGAUACCAAAAGAUUUCUAGAGACAGAAGGUCCGUAGUUCAGGUGAACAGAUGGUAUUAAUGCCAAAAAAAAAAAAAAAAAAAAAAAAGAAAUAUUAAUAAUAACGAGAACAACACAACCAAACACCCCUCUUCUCCCUGCUCUUUCUUUCGGUGGUGGUGAUGUGGGUACCCAGCGCCGGGCUCCUCCCGGCAGGCAGCCACGGCUUGCCGGGUGCCCCGUGCUGGCCUCGGGGACCAGCACCUUCCUCGGGGACCAGCACCUUCCCCAGCACGGCUGGGCUGGCACUGGCCGUCCUGGCACGCAGCGGGGUCUUGGGAGACUUGCUGUGAUGGAUGUGGAGCUGCUCUCGUUUUUUGAGCGCAGCUCCGGGCUCUCCCGCAACAACCCCGAGCGCCGCUCCGUCCCUCCCUGUCCCUGGUACCCUGGGUUGAGACACUGGCGGUGGGGGCUGCGUCAGUGCCCCAGCACACAGCCCCCGGCCCCAUGCCGGGCUCCUGGCGCUGGUACCCCGGGAGCUGCAUUUUUGGGUUAAAAAUGCAACACACGGCUGCGGGUCCUGGGCGGGGGGGGGGGGCUUGUUUGUCCCCGUGCAUCACCUCUGUGACAUCCCCAAGGGGCUGUUGGCCCUGUGGCGUGUCCCCGGGACAUACCUCCGAUCAUCCUUUUUGCUGCCUGGUGCAUCCUCGAUACCCAGGUGGCUGCAGAGAUUGGGGGGGGGGGGGGUCCGUGGGUCCCCCCCCUGCAGCCAGUGGUGAGGCUGACCGAAACCCCCCCAGCCUUGUUCCCCUGUGCCACCCUAGCACCGUCCGGGCCAUUCCGAGACCCUCGGGAAGCAGCAGCAGCCCCCCCCGGGCUGGGGGAAAAGCACAGCGCAGUGGGGCUAUUAACGGGGGUCAACCAGCAUCCCCCCUGGCUGGUGUUGCAGAGGGGGCCCUUUCCCCUCCCUAAAACGCCAGAAAAUCCUGCAAAACCCGCCCUCCCCAGCCCCACGCGUGGGUGGCCGUGCGGUGCCGUGCCGGCCUUCGCUAGGUGUCUCCACUCGACCCGUGUUUCUCCCCGCGCCGCAGCCUCGCUCGCGCCAUCGCUGCUGCCAAAAUACCAGGGCGAGGAGGUUUGCCAGGCCACCCGCUUCCCCUCGCCCUCCGGCCUCUCCCGGCUCGUCCCCGCCGCCACCGGCUCCCACCGGGCUCUGCCGGACACCAAAGACCCUGCCCAGGCUGGGGAAGGGGGGGGGGACACGAACCAAACCCCCGUCUCUUGCAGUGCGGGUGCAGCCCCGUCCCUCCAAAAGAGCUGCGAGGCCGGAGGCGCCGCAUAUUUUCCCCACCUGCUUGCUUUUCUUUUUUUCUUAAUUUUUUUUUUUUUUUUUUUUUCAGUCUUUUAAGUUAUUGUUUUAAACAAGUUUACAGCUGCCGCGGGCGGGCGUUGCUGGAGGGAGGCCGGCGUCGCGCAUUGCUGCUUUACUUGUACGGAGGAGCGGGGAGGGGUGGACGCGAUGGAUGUUGGGGUGCAGCCCCUUGGCCCCCCCCCCUCCGCUGCUGCUCAGCCGCUUCGGCAGGGGAUCGCCUGCCUCCAUCAGGCUUUUGGGUUUUUGCUUUGCAUCUCCCCCGGCGGGCAGCAAUUGUGCCUCUUAGAGCAGCACCAGCACCCGCUGUCACCCCUCGUGCUGCUCCAGCGUGUCUGGAACACCCCAGUGUCCCCGGGGAGGGAAUGACCUGGCCUCGUACUGGUGUAGUUUGUCCUUUCCGCAGAAGGGGAGGUUUUGCAGCCUGAUGGGUGCGGGCACGGUUGGUACCGCAGAUGCUCGGGAGCUUGCACGGGUGCGGGGAGGGCUGCGAGCCGUUGCACCGGCGGGUGGUGGGUGCUGCCGGCCCCGGCUCCCACCCGCUGCUGGGGCUGUUCUGCUGGCAGGUCCUUCCCCGCAUCCACGGGGCUGUGAGCUCUGCGUGGGUUCAGACCCCCCCCCCUCGCUGUUUCAGUAGCUGCUCCCCUUCGUUUGCUCUUCCUGAGUCCCUCGCCUUCCUCAUGCUCUUCAAAUUUAAUUUUUUAGCAGCUCUGCAACCCCCUGGUUUCCACAUAUGGUUCAGCAAAACCCAAGGCGGUCCAGGCACAAAGCCCGCCCGGCAUUGGCGAGCCCUCCGGCACCCACUGCGGUUCCUGCUCGGGGUGUGAUUUUUUUUUUUUAUUUUUUUUUUUAAGCUUUUCCAGAGGUACAGACAACCCCAAAAGGCCUCCCGGGGCCAGGGUGAGCUGCGUGCCUCCAGAUCCCCACGGGUCCAGCCAAAAUUCCCGUACGCCAUCACGCCAUCACCCCCAGACCCUGCGAGGACAACCUGGCGCCUUCCCCUCCGCGCCGUAUAUUCCUAUAGGUCUUUAGCCGCCAUCCUGGCUCCGAAGAGCACUCUAUAUAUAUAUAUUAUAUAUAUAAAAAUAAAUAUAUAAAUAUAAAGGAGUUUUUUUCUUUAAACACGUGCACAGGUUUGGAAAGUCCUGUGGCUCCAAGUGAUGCCUCUUCCCCGGCCGUUGCUGAAAUGGGAAUCACGGUGGGUGAUUUCACGGGAAACGUGCCCGGUUUGAUACUCAGGGGUAAAUUUAAUUCAUUCUCUUACCCCCCGCCCGGCCCGGCCGCCUCUGCAGGGUCCCAUCUGAACCCAGGUACCGUGUCCCUUCCCAGCCUCGCCCACGUCCACCCCUCUGGUUUAUUUUUUUUGCUGAUUUGAAUUUUACAGAAUUCUGCAUGUCUUACCUCAAACACACGCCAGAGGCAGGGAGGGGGGGAGAAGGAAGGAUAAAGGACCAAACGCAAUGUGUGGCAGAAUUGUAUGUCUGUAUAUAUUGAGAUAUAUAUAUGCUGGGUUUAAACCUACCAACAUGAAUUGUUCUUUUUGGUUUUCUUCUGGAUUUUAUUUUUUUUUUUAAUUUCCUGUUUCUUGGCCCCCCGGGGCGGUUCUGCGAGGGGAAGGUGUGGGCACCUCUCUGUAAGUAAAGGCAUUUUUCUGGUAUCUCUCACUGAAGGAAUUACUCAGUUUUCCAUGUUUUCCUUUUUUUUUUUCCCCAAUGAUUUCUUUGUUUUCCCCUGAAUAGCUAGCAUGGGUAGAGCCAGUGGGGUCGGAAACCGGUGCUCGAAGGGAAGGGGCGCUGAUAGCACUGGGGGGCUGCUGGGGAGGCCAGUGGAGGCGAAGGGAAAGCAGCAGCUGAACCUGCAUUAAACCAAAGGGUUUCUUUGCUUUGUUUACACACCUGGCCAGCCCAAGAGGAUCUCCCUGGAUCUAGGUUUUUGUCCUGGAAGCGUUGGGGAAGGUAGGGACAGGCCAGAGCCAGGGGCUCGGGGACCCUCCGCUCUCCGGAGCUGCCCAUGAUGGCCUUGGGGGACCCCAGGUGGGUGCCUGGGUUGGGGGCAUCCCCAUCCCCUGGCUGCUCCGGGGAAGCGCCAGCCCUGCCACAACCUUUUCCUUUUUUCCCCUUUAUUUUUUUCCAUCCUCUUUGGCGCUGGGUGGGAAGGUGAUGCUGGGGAGGUGGGACGAGGUCCGAGGGGGCUGGAGGGUGGAGGGGAGGGAGGAUGUGUAUAAAGUGACCCUUUCUCUCCCGCCGCCGCCUUCGCUGCCGCAUCCCUCGUGCUGUAUAAAGGAAAUAGCAUUGCUGUGUAUUUGUACUCUGAACUUCCGUGUGUCUGCUUUGGCAGACGGUAAACCCUUGUACAGUAGAUCUAGCUGCAUGUAAUCUGUAUGGACAAUGGCAUUAUAAAAUGCAAUAAAAUAAAUUACCUAU